Phycomyces blakesleeanus NRRL 1555(-) is the source of this 2226-nucleotide messenger RNA. RefSeq names its product CCHC-type zinc finger transcription factor. Gene Ontology annotation, molecular function: zinc ion binding; nucleic acid binding. The coding region runs from base 1 to 2226 and encodes 741 amino acids. NCBI's taxonomy places the organism in Eukaryota, Fungi, Mucoromycota, Mucoromycetes, Mucorales, Phycomycetaceae. The transcript has 6 exons. The record is from RefSeq and is a predicted model, not a curated record.
AUGGCAAUGGUUGAUGAACUUGUUGACAAUGCUGGUGAAAUAAUUGACCAUCCAAAUGUUGUAUUUCCUUUGGCAAGUGAGGUCAAAGCUCCUGGAAGACCUAAGCAUGUCAAAAGGAAAACUGCUCUCCCAAAGGACUUUGUCCGUCACAAGCACAGACAUCUCCUUGUGCAAAAGAACAAAAAUGAUAUCAGAAGUAUUUUGAAAGAAGGACUUAAAGAAGUGAUGAAGGAGUUCUUAGAGGAGGAGCCUCUCAAAAAAAUCAUAAAAGAAAUAAAAAAAGAAACCCAAUUCGCUGAAAAACAAGAGCAUCUCGAAGAAGCUAAAACAACCAAUUUCACUAAAAAGCAAGAGCCUCUCAAAGAAGCUGAAAAAUAUUCCUCUGGAAUUAAAAGACCUAAACAUCUCCAAGACGACUACUGGUACGAUUUGCCUAGUCCAAAAAAACAAAACAAAAAUGUGCAUGACUUUGCUCUGCCUGCUCAAAUCGACCAAGCCGCCAUUUCGUUGACGUUUAACCCCAAGUCCGAUGGUUGGUGUGGUUUCCGUGUAUUUGCACACCUGAAAGAGGGUGGAGAGGAUCAGUUUCCUUUGGUGAAGAAGAAGAUGUUGGCCACGAUGGCAACCCACAGUAAACUUUACAAGCACAACUUUGGCAUGUAUGUUGCCAAAGUGACAGAGGUCAUUGCCUUUGGCUCUGAGAUUGACCCUGCUCUUGGGGAAAAUAUCCCAUCUUGCCCUUCCUCUAUGUGGUUCUCUGCACCAGACUGUGCUCAGAUAAUAGCUGACACCUAUAACAAGCCUGUUUGUGUGUACUCGGACGAUCGAAGCAUCUUGGCUGUAACUUUCCUUCCCCUCCAUGAUUGGAAGCCUCUCAAAAGAAAGCCAUUGCCGAUGGUCUUGCACCAUGUACAUGGGUGCCACUGGACAAUAAUUAAAGUGAAGCCUCAUGUACAUUGGUUCUGGCCUGAGGUAAAUGCGCUGUAUUUUGAUGCUAUCCAUAGAGGGAGUAUCAUUGACUGCUUUUCCACAAGUUGGAAUCAUUGGGGGGUCAAAAACCCCUCCACCACUGGCUCAUCUCCACCAUUGCCAACCUCAUUCACACCAAUCUCACCCUCUUUGACACCUCUUUACUCGGAAGUAACUACUCAGAACGCACUUCCACUUCUCGAAAAGCAACCUCAUGUUAUCUUCAGCUCUAUGAAUAACACGACCUCACGUACCUGGCGUGUAGGGUCCUCUAAGUUUUCAGUUUUUUUCACCGUCCCACCCAAAUCCUCACCCAAGUUUGACCCUUUCUGGAGAGCUCUUCUCUCAGCCUAUCCUCGCGAGGUUAACAUGGGCAUCACUCUUGGCUCACGCUCUUCCCCUGAUACAUGUGAACUCCAUCUACCUACCAGUGCUGACUGCAAGCGAGUGUGCUCUCAACCUUUGGUAGUCGGCGAUUUGUCUUUCCCCGUUCAACCUGCUGUUCCCAUUGGCACAAUUGUUUGCCAUGUUUUCCUAACCAAGCUUCCUUGUGUUCCUUAUCAUGACCUGGCUACACAACUCGCCAAAUGUAUGUCUCCUUUUGGCAAAGUGUGGGAGAUCGCCAUUCAUGAAUCAUAUGGGUUUUUUGAUGGUUCUGGCUAUGUUGUCCUCGCCAAUACACCUACCGACAAUGUGCCAUCAGAUUAUCUGACGUACCAAAUUGCAUACAACAAUACGCAAAAGAUUCUUGGUAAGUGGCCUUCCAUGGGCUCCCACUGCACCUACUGUAAGAAAAUGGGGCACGACGUUGCAAAAUGCACCAAAUGCCCAGCCGAAACCCAAAUGUGUUUUGGAUGCAACAAGACUGGUCACUUACAAGCCAAUUGUCCAUACAUUACCGAUCCUUCCAAGACAUCCAAGACGUCCAACAAGUGCUCCUGCCACCCCAACCGCAAUUCGAAGCUCGAUCGCCCCAUCAUUGUGCCCAAGCCUUUGAUUCCCACUGAGCUCUCACUCAUCUAUGGAGGAUCGGAGGCCUCCAAGCACAACCCUCGUCAACCUGCUUUACGUGAGUUGUCUAAGCUGUCUCCCACAAAGACCACCUUUACUCUACUGACACCAACUGAGACGCCCACGUCCUCCGGCCCUCGUCCUCAAAGCCAUUCUGUUGACACCCCCAUGCGUGGCUGGGACAAAGAGAUAGACGACAGAAUGAUACCUAAUCUCAUGGAUAGAGAUGAGGCUCAGGCUCUCUGA